Molecule: messenger RNA, 1369 nt
Organism: Corticium candelabrum
Lineage: Eukaryota; Metazoa; Porifera; Homoscleromorpha; Homosclerophorida; Plakinidae
Product: histidinol-phosphate aminotransferase-like
Exons: 5
Coding region: 55-1185 (376 amino acids)
Biological process (GO): L-histidine biosynthetic process
Molecular function (GO): pyridoxal phosphate binding; L-histidinol-phosphate:2-oxoglutarate transaminase activity
Source: RefSeq, a predicted model, not a curated record
UGCUAUUUAUUAGGAUAGAGCUGUGUUAGUGGACAAAUAUUACAAAGUAACUGUAUGUCUUUAGAUUUGGAGAGGCUUAUUCGUCCGAAUAUUUUGAACUUAGUUCCUUACCGCUGUGCAAGAGAUGAAUACAAGAAAGGCAUUUUACUGGAUUCUAACGAGAACAGCUUUGGGUCUGUGCUGUCGGUCGAGCAGGAAGACGGUCAGGAGUUGCAUCGGUACCCGUUUGCUUAUGCAGAGUUGAAGAAGAAAAUUGCGAAGUUUAGGGGAAUUCGAGUUGAACAAAUUUUCACUGGAGUGGGCAGCGACGAAGCAAUCGAUAGCACAAUCCGAAUUUUCUGCAGUCCCGGCAAAGAAUCAAUUAUUGUUACACCACCUACAUUCAGCGUGUACAAAGUCCGAGGAGACAUCAACGAUGCAAAAGUUAUCUCCGUCCCUCUUACACCAGACUAUCAACUGAACAUGGACAAACUGAAGAAAGCCAUCACACCAGAAGUGAAAGUCAUCUUUAUAUGUUCACCAGGGAACCCAACAGGAGUAAGGAUUCCCCGAGAAGACAUCAUUGAGCUGUUGGAGAGUGAUUACAAGGGCAUGGUUGCACUGGAUGAGGCGUAUGUUGACUUCAGUACGUCUCCGAGUGAUUGCGAUUUAGUAGACAAAUAUCCAAAUCUUGUAGUGCUCCAAACAAUGUCAAAAUCAUUCGGUUUAGCUGGCAUCAGGCUUGGUUGGGCUAUUGCACACCCGUCUGUAAUCGACGUUUUCAACAAGGUGAAAACCCCAUAUAAUUUGAGUACAAUGACAGCAAAGAUGGGCAUGGAUGCGCUCGAGCUUGUAGAUGAGAUGCACCAACGAGUGAAGCAAGUUCAACAAGAAAGGGAUAAGCUCAUGGAAUCAAUGAGACAGACACCAGAAGUGAAGAACGUUCGCUCCUCUGAAGCAAAUUUCUUUCUGGCGGAGAUUGAGCAUGCACAUGAGGUCUAUAGAAUGAUGGCCGACAAGGGAGUGGUGGUGCAAUACAAAGGGAAAGAACCUCAUUGCAAAGACUGCCUUCGUGUCACUGUGGGCACACCGGAAGAAAACAAAGUGUUGCUGGAGACACUGAAGGACGUGUGCAAGUUGGUGGCCGAACAGCACGCUGACGAUGCAACAGAAAAUAAAACAAAGAAAAGAAAAACUGAUCAGUGAACGGUGACAAUAGACGUGGACGAGUUCACAGUAAAACGUCGACAUUACUGUGAACGUGCCCGUAUGGCUUAGUCUAGUUUUUUUUAUAUACAAAAUGUUGUCUCUGAUACAGUAUGGCUUUUUUGAAUUGGGAUUCAGUUGUCUUUGCUUAUUGUAUAGAAACAGGCACACACCGUGAUGCAAA